AUGCAUUCCAAAUUCAUCGCAGGCGCCUUCAUGGGCCUGGCCCUUUCUGCUGCUGCGCAGAAUGCUCCUAUCGUGACCGACAACCAGCCCGUGUCCUUCCAUCAUGCCAGUCUCCUCGACAAAGACAACGCCACGAUCUGGGGCGGUAUUCAAAUUCGCCCACAACCAAACUCGAAUGCCCUCCAGGUCGAAGUAUUGAUUGGUGGAAUCCCAGAGAACCAAGCACUGAACUACCACAUUCACCAAUACCGUGUCCCAGAAGACGGCAAUUGCUAUGCAACCGGUGCUCACCUCGACCCCUACGGCCGUGGGCAAACACCACCUUGUGACAUCACACAGCCUCAAACUUGCGAGGUUGGUGACCUGAGCGGGAAGCAUGGACCUGCUUGGGCGCCACCCGGCGAGGAUUUUCGGGCCACAUAUUUAGACUUCUUCCUCUCGAACACUCCUGGCCAACCAGCUUAUUUUGGCGAUCUGUCCUGGGUGGUUCACGGUCCCAACAGCGUCAGACUGUCGUGCGGUAACUUUGACUCCUUUGGAAGAGAUUGGCAAGAAUGGGAUGCAUGA
This is a messenger RNA of Aspergillus calidoustus, 567 nucleotides long. The record is from the annotation of a GenBank genome assembly. Lineage: Eukaryota; Fungi; Ascomycota; Eurotiomycetes; Eurotiales; Aspergillaceae.